AUGAAUACUUUUACAGUUGUCUUGUAUGUAUCCCUUGCAAUUACUGCUGCUCUUGCCUACCCCAAUGGCCACGAGGACGGUGGUAAAGAUGAAGACCACCAGGCCCCAGGAUACCACUAUGCCUACGGCGUCCACGAUCCCCACACCAAAGACCACAAAUCCCAAGAAGAACACCGCGAUCACGAUGACGUCAAGGGUAGCUACACCAUCCACGACCCAGAUGGUACCAAAAGGAUUGUAGAAUACACUUCGGGAAAGCACACCGGAUUCCAGGCAGUAGUCACCCGAGAAGGUCACGCCCAACAUCCUGCUCAUUAUGGAAAGCACGGUAAAGAGGGCCAUGGAGGAGAAGGUGGUACUAGUUAUGUUAAGACCACACAUUGGGGACAUGGUUCCGGUAGAUAA
Messenger RNA from Ceutorhynchus assimilis (cabbage seed weevil), 405 nucleotides. NCBI's taxonomy places the organism in Eukaryota, Metazoa, Arthropoda, Insecta, Coleoptera, Curculionidae. The record is from the annotation of a GenBank genome assembly.